Messenger RNA from Penicillium subrubescens, 207 nucleotides. RefSeq lists its product as uncharacterized. Bases 1 to 207 code for a protein of 68 amino acids. The record is from RefSeq and is a predicted model, not a curated record. The transcript has a single exon. NCBI's taxonomy places the organism in Eukaryota, Fungi, Ascomycota, Eurotiomycetes, Eurotiales, Aspergillaceae.
AUGACCACUGGUUUGAGCAUGUGGUACUCGACGAGCGCCAAUACAUCAAUUCUAUUCGAACGAGGCAACACCAGCGUAUUGCCCUGCUCACGCGCAACCCAAGUCCCGGCUACUGGGCUUACCGGAACCCCGGUGUGGAACGGAGCUGCCGAGUUCUAUGAGUAUCUCAGCCUGCUCGAAGAAGAUAACGGGAAACACCGUCCGUGA